Molecule: messenger RNA, 2406 nt
Organism: Macrobrachium nipponense
Lineage: Eukaryota; Metazoa; Arthropoda; Malacostraca; Decapoda; Palaemonidae
Gene: P5cr
Product: pyrroline-5-carboxylate reductase 3-like
Exons: 10
Coding region: 520-1815 (431 amino acids)
Biological process (GO): L-proline biosynthetic process
Molecular function (GO): pyrroline-5-carboxylate reductase activity
Source: RefSeq, a predicted model, not a curated record
GCAUUUCAUCACAAACGUCCAGUUUGGGUGUCUGGAUUUCAUCACAAACGUCCAGUUUGUCUACAUUUCAUAAUGAACUCCAGUUUUAAUGUCUGCCUUUCAUCACAAACGUUCAGUUUGUGUAUACAUUCAACUACAUACGUCAAAAUUUCGUAUGUGCAAAUCGCCCUCGGCCACCUGUUGGCACACAAGCGGCGUAUCAACUUCGGGUCGAAACUGGCUCGUCUUCCUCACUCGAUCUCGAGCGGUAAACAAAGCCCGUGGCUGGCGGCCUUGGCGUGAUCUAGCCACGAUGAGUCUGAAACGCAGCCAACGUCGGCGAGUUCCUCCUGCAGCCAUCAAGAUCGAAAGGGAGUCGAGCCCCGAACCCGAAGACGAGGUGCCCCUGGCGCAGAUCGACAUCGAGCCGGAAUCCAGCGAGGACGAGUCGGACGACGAGGCGCCUGCAGAAAGGAAGAAGAUCAAGAAGGAGCCGCCGUCGGGAGGCGGCUACAGGUACCCUCGGAAAUUCAACCCGCGAUGGCUGUCCAUCGACGAAGUCAAGGACUGGAUCCAUCCUCUGAAGAUGGACCCCCGCCACGUCUGGUGCAAAUACUGCAAGAAAAAGAUCAGGGCGCACCUGACGGACAUGAGGACCCACAACAAGACCAAGAAACAUCACCGGAACAUGUCCACCGUCAGACCCGAGAUCCCCGCCGAACUUCAAAUGCCUCCCAGCGGCUUCCCGGAAAACGUUCCCUCCAACAACAUCGUCAUCACGUUCCCUUCGCAGAAGAACAGCUCGCAAGAGGUCAUAGAGCGUGCGACAAGGAAUUGACGGCCGGCAAGUCUGAACUCUUUAGGCACGCCAACUCUCGCAUCCACGAGAAGCAUCUUCAGUACUGCAAGUUAAUGCCAUGUAUGCCAAAAGGGCCAGUGACUGAGACUGCAAUAAAGGUUGUGCCAGUUCCCCAAGAUGGUGCAGUAUCCCCAGCACCUUCAGGAAAAGAGGUCAUUAUCCCUGCAAGUAUUGGCUUCAUUGGUGCUGGGAAUAUGGCUCAGGCUCUCAUGAAUUCAUUCCUUGCCAAAGGAUUAGUAGAACCACACUUGCUAAUGGCAAGUGCCCCAUCAAAUCGGAAUUUGGAAAAAUUACCGUCAGGGAUGCGGACUACAAAUGAUAACAACAGAUUAGUGAAAGAGUGUGACAUCAUUUUCCUUUGUGUCAAACCACACCUACUGACGGAAAUGAUUGAAGGACUAGAUCCUCUAGAAAGGGACCAUAGUCCACUGUUCAUCUCUGUAGUCACUGGAUUUGACAUUUGCACCCUGGAGCAGUUACUGGGUUCCCUCAUUGAUGCCCCACGUGUUGUGCGUACUAUGCCCAACACUCCAUGCAUGGUUGGUCAAGGCUGUUGUGUAUACACUAUGGGAACCAAUACAAAUGAGAGUGAUGCUAAAGUGGUAUGUUCCAUAUUACACUCAGUUGGUUACAGUGCUGAAAUACCUGAAUACCAAAUGGAUGCUGCGUGCGGACUGGCAGGUUCAGGACCUGCUUAUAUUUAUACAGCAAUAGAAGCCCUUGCUGAUGGUGGGGUAAAAAUGGGAUUACCAAGACACCUUGCACACUCCCUUGCUGCUCACACGGUGAAAGGAGCAGCUUCAAUGGUCUUGCAAUCAGGCAAACAUCCAGCACAGUUAAAGGACGAAGUCUGUUCACCAGGUGGCACAACUAUAACAGCCAUUCAUUCUUUAGAGAAAAAUGGAUUUAGAGGUGCUCUUAUAUCUGCAGUUGAAGCUUCAGCAAAUCGGGCCAAGGAACUGGGUAACAAAAGCUAAGAUCCUGUCACACCUGUGUAGGAGCCAACGUAUGAAUUGCAUAUCACAUUGGCAAAAUGUAUCUGACGUAGAGGAAAGGGUCAUUUGAUCAGCAGAACUUGUCUUGAUGUAAAUAAAAGGUUAGGAAGUUUGUUGCAAAUGGUCAGCCUUUGUUUAAAUAAUGUUAAAAAGUUUCAUCAGUUGUUGGUUUACAUAUUGAAAAUAAUGUUUUCAAACAUGUUAUGGUUACUCUUAUAAUGUAUAUAUAUUAAUGUAAGUUUCUUUUGUGUCGAUCACAGUCCAUUUGUAAGCUUAUUUACUGAAUCUAGUGUACUUUUGCUAUAGUUCUUUCAUUCUGCAUAUUAAAAGGUUUACAUGGAACUGUAAGCCACGGUUUGAAUACAGAGUUCAAAAUCCCUUGAAACAGUAUGUGGAACCUUAUUAAUUUAUUUUUAUUCAAAAUAAGUUUUUAUUAAUACCAUUUCAAUAGUCAAAACAUUUGUGGUGUGCAUAGAUUUCUGGAAUAGUCUUUAAGGGAGCAAUUUCCAUUUGUUUAAUUUUGUUAUUGUCAAAAGUUUAAAAAGAAGUAAUAAAGCAACUCGUAUAUAAUAA